AUGUAUUCAUGCCAGGUAGUCAACUUCUUAACGAUGAAUAAUGCCAUAAAUGUUUGUAAUUUAUGUCACAGAAACAUUGACAUUAUGCUGCAUCUGCCAUGCCAUCCCAAGGAGUGGUUUCUGUUUGGUUUGUUCUGGCUGGGUGGAGUGUGGACAAUCAUUUAUGAAUGUUGCAUUGUAGUCUGGUAUUAUCAUCAGCACUGCAAUUGGCUGGUGAUAAGUCACAUAGUCACGGUGACACUCUUGGCCUGUCUGAUCUACUCCAACAUGUAUUUUCUUCUCAGCAAGGAUGUGUCAGCGAGACAACUCAACAGAUGCCAGGAAACUUGUCCCCCAGGAUGGACGUUCUGUAAGCAGUGCCAGUUUCACGUGCCACCCCGAUCACAUCAUUGUAAACUCUGCAACUUGUGUAUUCUCAAGCGCGACCACCACUGCUGGUUUGCCGGUUACUGCAUCGGGUUCAAGAACCAUCGUUACUUCGUGUCCCUAGCCUUUUACAUGAGUAUUGCUGGCCUGUAUGCCAACAUUUACAACUGGCAGUUUGUCCUGAAUGAGAAAGGGGGGUUUACCUGGACAACACUACCCUCGUUAUUUGCACCCCAUGUCGGCUUGAUGCUUGGCUACUACUCCUUGUACGAGUUUGCUCUAACUGUCAACACAUCCGUGGGUUUCUUCUUCACCAUUUUCUUCGUGUGGAUGUUUUGUGUCCAGGUGCUGCAGAUCAUCAGUGGCCAGGUGAUGCAUGAAAGAAAGAAAGGCAUCCAUGUUUAUAAUUUAGGCUUCAGGACAAAUCUCCAAGAAGUCUUUGGUCCUAGAGGACUCAUUUCCUUGCUGUGUCCAUUUGUUCCAACACAGCUUGCAGGAGAUGGUACAGAGUUUUCUAGUCACACACAGAAAACUGAGUGA
This is a messenger RNA of Candidula unifasciata, 906 nucleotides long. The record is from the annotation of a GenBank genome assembly. Lineage: Eukaryota; Metazoa; Mollusca; Gastropoda; Stylommatophora; Geomitridae.